This is a messenger RNA of Wallemia ichthyophaga EXF-994, 1803 nucleotides long. RefSeq names its product RNA polymerase II-associated protein 1-like protein. Gene Ontology annotation, molecular function: RNA polymerase II complex binding; chromatin binding. Bases 1 to 1803 code for a protein of 600 amino acids. Gene Ontology annotation, cellular component: Cdc73/Paf1 complex. Lineage: Eukaryota; Fungi; Basidiomycota; Wallemiomycetes; Wallemiales; Wallemiaceae. The record is from RefSeq and is a predicted model, not a curated record. Gene Ontology annotation, biological process: transcription elongation by RNA polymerase II. The transcript is spliced from 3 exons.
AUGUCGAAAUCUAAAUAUGAUUUAAUCGUUAGAACUAGAUAUCAGAAUCAGAUUCCUGCACCUAAAUUUGGUCCUAAAUUGAUCAAUAUCGAACCAAAUUUACAAAGACUGGGUGACUACAACUUCACAGCGGAUUUGGUCGCGGAGCAGCCACAUGCAAUGCUCGCCGAUGCUGAAUCUGGUAUGCCCCUACAGCUACAACACUUUGCUGAGUUAUGGGAUGAUCACGAUGAGGAUGACGAGCAUAUUCAUCUCAAUCCAGAAGCUGACGUCGAAUUGGAUGACGAUGACUUGGCCUUAUUGGUUGAUCCUGCCGAUGUUUCUCUGCGUGGUAAUACCACUCUUAAUUCUGGCACUACCACACCAGAUAAACCCUCUCAAGCUUCAAAUAAGGCGUGGUUGUAUAAAUCCAAAUACUCAAACUUAAACGCUUCAGAAGUUAAUGAAAAGCGUACCAACUACUCUAAAGCUGCUCUCUCACGAAAGCAAUCUUCUGACGUUAGAGUAUACGAUGAUACUCCCGAAGGCCGAGCACAAGAGAUUGAGUCAACUUUCCAGUGGGACACACGUCAACCAUCGUCACAAGAGUUGUCUGAAAUCACACACCCUCAAAAGAAACAUCUCAAAGCUGUUGAUACCUACGACUUUUUACCUGACUUUGAAACCUUUGCCAACGAUUAUUUCCUUAUGCGAUUUGCUGAUGAUCCUUCUGAUCGUACAACAUCCUCUGAUCAUCGUUUACACAAUGGUAUACUAAGACCAAGAUACGCAGAUAAUGGUGAAACUUGGUUGCAGUACUAUUUGCCUGAAAGUGAUGAACAGUAUGCACUUCUCAGAUCUAAAUUUGAAGCAGAAACCUUACCUGAAGAUGUCGAUGAACAGCAAAGAGUUAUAUUCAAUUAUAUUAGAGAAUACAAUGUCACGAAUGAGCAGAAAGAUACCAAUGAUAUACUUCUCAUGUUUGAUAAUGGUGACAGUAAACCACCUGGAUCUACAGUAAUCAAUCCCUCACUUGCAUCUGCCAGACCGCGUGGAAAGGGUGUUUAUUACAAGCAUAUGCCGACGAGAAUGACAUUGAAGAAGCGUAGACCUAAGGAUGAAGAAGAUGAAGACAUGUGGGACAAGAUUCAACUCGGAUUAGAACCUCUCAACGAAGAAGAGGUUAGUGAAAGGAUGGCAAUUGACGAUUACUUUAUGCCAGCUGGACCACAAAGAGCCAAAGAGAAGAAGGAGGAACAGAGGCAGAUGGAAGAUGCAGCCAAGGAGGAGGAGAAGCUGCGCAUAAAAUCUGAGAAAAUACAGCACAAGCAGGAUCUCGAAAAGGAGCGCAAGGCAGCAAUGGAAGAGCAGAUAAGGAGGGAGGAGGAAGAUAAGAUUGGAGUUAAUGCUUCCAAGUCUGACGAAAGCGAGGAUGAAGAAUUUGGUGAUAAAGAAGAGGAAGAUGAGGAUAAGGAUGGUGAUGAGAGCAAAGGUAACAAUAACAGCAAAGAGAAGGAAGUGCCUCGGUCGUCUCCUCCUGGAAGUGACGAUGGCGAGCACGAUAAUGUGACUAGUGAGGCGGCUAGUAAGGAGAUAGAUGAGGCAAUUAGGAGAGAGAUAGAUCAGAGGCAAACAGGUAAUGAUAACAGAGAUGUAAAUAUGAGGUCCGCUUCACCGCCGACAGAUGGAGAUAAGCCGGAAUCAAAGGGUAGUGGGCAGCCUGAAGACGCUCAAGAGGCUCAAGAAGCUCAAGAAACAUCUGCAUCGUCUGCACCCCCAGCCACUAACACCGAGACAUCUCCCGGCGGUGAAAAAGCCGAGUGA